AUGGAUUUUUCUGAUGAUCUCCCACCACCAUGUGUGAACGAUCAUGUGAAGAGAAGAAGCAAGAAAGGAAGAACGAUAAGAACGAAGCAUCUUGAAGAACUAAUUAGCACCGCCAUAAGAGCCGCUCAUGUUGCAAGAGACAAAGGGUUUUACAUAGUCUCUCCGGAAGCCAUACAAUGCGUUGAGAUCCUUAGACAUAUGCGAACCUUACCUCUCAACGCUCGUCUUAUUAGCAAAACCGACGGUUUACGCGUUCUUCUCUUUCUCUCUAAGAACGGUCUGAGUCUAACGCCGUCAUUGAUCACUGGAAAAGUAUCCUCCAAAGAAAAGUUCACUAACGGAAGAGAAGAGAUCAUUCACGAGGACUACGUACGAAGGUUUACAUCAUCAAUGGACGAGUAUAGACUAGAGAUUCACGAGGAUUUCAUCAUCAACCGGAGAGUAUAG
Arabidopsis thaliana (thale cress) is the source of this 447-nucleotide messenger RNA. RefSeq names its product transcription elongation factor (TFIIS) family protein. The coding region runs from base 1 to 447 and encodes 148 amino acids. The record is from RefSeq and is marked reviewed. Lineage: Eukaryota; Viridiplantae; Streptophyta; Magnoliopsida; Brassicales; Brassicaceae. The transcript is spliced from 2 exons.